Trichosurus vulpecula (common brushtail) is the source of this 1199-nucleotide messenger RNA. RefSeq names its product COPI coat complex subunit epsilon (gene COPE). Gene Ontology annotation, biological process: endoplasmic reticulum to Golgi vesicle-mediated transport; retrograde vesicle-mediated transport, Golgi to endoplasmic reticulum; intra-Golgi vesicle-mediated transport. NCBI's taxonomy places the organism in Eukaryota, Metazoa, Chordata, Mammalia, Diprotodontia, Phalangeridae. Gene Ontology annotation, cellular component: COPI vesicle coat. Bases 32 to 964 code for a protein of 310 amino acids. Gene Ontology annotation, molecular function: structural molecule activity; protein binding. The record is from RefSeq and is a predicted model, not a curated record. The transcript has 10 exons.
UUCUCGUCUCUGUCGACGUGUCGGUAGCAAGAUGGCUCCUCCGGCUCCUGGUCCCGGGCCGGCCCCUGGCGGCCCCGGAGAGGUGGACGAGCUGUUCGACGUGAAGAACGCCUUCUACAUCGGCAGCUACCAGCAGUGCAUCAACGAGGCGCAGCGCGUCAAGCUUUCCAGCCCAGAAAAAGAAGUUGAAAGAGAUGUCUUCUUGUACAGAGCUUAUCUCGCACAGAGAAAGUAUGGCGUGGUACUGGAUGAGAUCAAAGCCAACUCCUCCCCAGAGCUCCAGGCCGUACGGAUGUUUGCAGACUAUCUUUCCAGUGAAAGCCAGAGAGAUGCAAUCGUUGCAGACCUAGAUCGAAAGAUGGCAAAGAACGUUGAUGUGGCCAAUACGACCUUCUUGUUGAUGGCUGCUUCCAUCUAUUUCCAUGACAAGAACCCUGAUGCUGCUCUGCGUACAUUGCACCAGGGGGAGAGCUUGGAGUGCAUGGCCAUGAUUGUGCAGAUACUCCUGAAACUGGACAGAUUGGACCUAGCCCGCAAGGAGCUAAAAAGGAUGCAGGAGCAAGAUGAGGAUGCCACUCUGACGCAGCUGGCCACUGCCUGGGUCAAUCUGGCCAUGGGUGGUGAGAAGCUGCAGGAUGCCUACUACAUCUUUCAGGAGAUGGCUGAUAAGUGCUCCUCCACCCUGCUCCUACUUAAUGGCCAAGCAGCCUGCUAUAUGGCCCAGGGCAAAUGGGAGGAUGCAGAGGGAGUUCUCCAAGAGGCACUUGACAAGGACAGCAGCCACCCAGAGACCCUCAUCAACUUCAUUGUUUUGUCCCAGCACCUGGGGAAGGCCCCUGAGGUCACUAAUAGAUACUUGUCACAACUGAAAGACGCCCACCGGUCCCACCCAUUCAUCAAAGAAUACCAGAGCAAGGAAAAUGAUUUUGACCGGCUGGCUCUUCAGUACACUCCGAGUGCAUGAGAAGGGCCACAGGGAUUUGUGGAGGGCCCCUUCCCCAGAAAGGAAGAAUACUCCCUCGGCUGGCUACUCUUCCCAAAGCAAAGCACUCAGCUUUCCAUGCAAGACCAUUACUUUCGGAGCCAAAGGCUUGUCCUUCCUUGCAGGUUCUCUCCAGCUUCCCUCAGCUCCUUCUGAGGACUCUGGACCAGGCUCCUGGCCACAGCACCUUUUCCAAUAAAGGCUCUUCAGUAAAGAA